AUGGAGGAAAUUCAAAGAGCCUGCGCGGUCGCCGCGGAGAAGGUCCUUGUCGAGGAGAAUUCGCCAAGAGACUCAAUCUACCAGCGGUUAAUCGAGGAACGGGAGGCGAGGAAAGGAGGGCAAGGGGUCAUCGUUCCUGCAAAGCGGCGGGCUACGAGUGCGGGGGUGGAGGACAAAAAGAUAGAAGAGGAGUGGGUAUUUGUGUCGCUAUUGGCUAAGCUCACCCGACAGGUGGUGGGGAACUGCAGUGACUGGGAGUGGAAUCAUAUCUUUCUAAAAAACUUUUUCCUCCCACACGAAACCUUUGCAAAUAGCGAGGAUGCUCAGCAAAUCAGUAUAAUGAGAAAGACUGGCACCUUGAAUGGUGAAGAAUUUUCCGUACCCUUGAAUUUCUACCACUCCGAAGCUAAAAAGAUUACGAACGAUUUUAAUUUGUAA
Messenger RNA from Phytomonas sp. Hart1, 438 nucleotides. The record is from the annotation of a GenBank genome assembly. Lineage: Eukaryota; Euglenozoa; Kinetoplastea; Trypanosomatida; Trypanosomatidae.